Molecule: messenger RNA, 2735 nt
Organism: Nymphaea colorata (pocket water lily)
Lineage: Eukaryota; Viridiplantae; Streptophyta; Magnoliopsida; Nymphaeales; Nymphaeaceae
Product: putative metallophosphoesterase At3g03305
Exons: 4
Coding region: 98-2449 (783 amino acids)
Molecular function (GO): hydrolase activity
Source: RefSeq, a predicted model, not a curated record
AUCUCUCUCUCUCUCUCUCUCUCUCUCUCCAUUCUCCAUUCUCCAUACAAGGCCUUCACGAAGUUGAGUGAUAAAAAAUGGCGAGGCGUCGUUGAUUAUGGGUUCUCCUAAGUUGGUGUCAUUGCAAGGGCGCGACGUUGGUGUGGCAUGCCGUUGCAGGACCAGCAGAAUGCAGGCCUUCUUCCUAAUUGUUUCGCUUUUCCUUCAUCUUCUUGCUGCUCAAUCUGAUGUCCUUUCUGAGCGACAAUCCGUCGGAGGAACACCCAAUUCGAGAAGCGUCGUGGAGGUUCGAGGAGACCCAAGCGGAGUCGUGUGGGUUGUUCAGCUUUCCGAUCUCCACUUCAGCGUCCACCACCCAGAAAGAGCCGCGGAUUUCUCGAGAAUAGUUGGUCCUGCUCUUGCCUCGAUCAACCCUUCUCUAGUUCUGAUAACCGGCGAUCUCACAGAUGGAAAAAGCAAAGAUCUGUUGACCAUGAAACAAGAUGAGAGAGAGUGGGUGGAGUAUGAUAAGGUGAUGAAUGAAGUUAUAACAAAUAGUGGACUUCCAAGAGAGAUCUUCUAUGAUUUGAGAGGGAAUCAUGACAAUUUUGGUGUACCUAUACUUGGUGGAAAGUACGACUUCUUUAAUAAAUAUAGCAUCAGUGCAGGCCUAAAUCGAAGUGCAAAAGUUCAAAGUGUUACUCUGCAGAGCAGUGGAUGGAAGCAUUUAUUUGUUGGGAUUGAUAGCACAAUGGAUGUUGGUAUUCGUGGCCCAACAAAUGUUUUUGGCCAUCCAACAGACCAGCUACUAGCAGAUAUUGAGGCAGAACUUUCACAAUGGGAUGCCAAAUCCACAAAUUCAGUGAAUAAGAUUGCAUUUGGCCACUUCCCUCUCUCAUUCUUGGCAGCUACAGAGUCCAAGAAGACACUCAAGGACAUUUUCCUGAAGCAUUCCUUGUUAGUUUACCUUUGUGGCCAUUUGCAUACUAAGUUUGGGAAGAAUUUGAAGCGGAACCAUCGACAAGCAGAUGUGCUAGAUAAAUAUUUUCAAUUUAAUGGUCAGCGACAAACACCAGAAGAUUUAGUGGAUGGGAAUUGUUCCAGUAAAUCUGUAAAAGCAAAAGAAUUUUGGGAAUGGGAAAUGGGAGACUGGAGAAAGAAUAGAAUGAUGCGCAUCUUAGCCAUCGACCAAGGCCAUAUUUCUUUUGUUGAUAUUGAUUACAAAUUUGAGGCCAAGAAAACAAUUGUUUUGCCUACAUUUCCACUUGAUUCACGGUCCAUGCAGAAAAUUUCCAUGUUCCAUGACUAUAAUUGCCAAACCAUUGAUAUCUCAUCCUAUGAGACUAUAAGAGCAUUAGUAUUUUCAGAGGUUGAUAUCGUGAUGGUUGUUGUCAAAAUUUAUGAUUCUAGGUCUGGAGAACUCAAUUUGAUAAUGGCAGAAAAGAUGAAAAAGGUUACCAACAUGAAGUCAAGAGGGAGCCUGUAUACCAUUCCAUGGAAUUGGAAGGCAUUUGCAGACCCAUCACCAGUUCGAUAUUGGUUGCAAAUCGAAGCAAUUGAUUCCUUAGGUAGUUCUAGUUUUAGCCAAUUAAAGCCAUUCUCCAUAAAUGGCCGAGCUGCUAAACUCAGUUGGAAAUGGAAGGAGUUUUGGGUCAUGGGUUGUUCACAUGACUCCUUAUAUUAUCCUUUAUUCUGGUCUAUCACUGGAUUUUUAUUGGCCCUGCUUCUCUUUCCAAGAGUCCUUUCCACAUGUGCAAAGGAGAAUCACAAAUCUCAGGUCUUUGAACGAACCUUCUCUGUUGGGAAGAUCUUGAGAUGCCUUGUGAAUUAUGCGCUCUGUAUUUUGCUAGAGCUUUCGAGGAUCAUAUCCUUGUGGCUUGCCUUGUUAAUUUAUUUAGUGUAUCUGAUAUAUUUUCCUUGGUUCCGUGGGAGAGCUUUCUCGGAUGACAGCAUCUCUGGAUACAUGAGUCGCACUGGUUGGACUGUCAAGAUUCCAGGAACAACAACAAAGCAGUCAUAUAUUGGUGUACCUGAUGUGGUAGCUAUUGUUUUACCACACCUUUGCUUUGUGCUGUUGCCAACAGUUUUAGUUGCAUCUGCUUUGGCUGCAGAAAAGGUGGCAUACCAUGUCCAUUCUCUAUCUUUAUAUGGAAAGAAAAAUGAAGAUGAUAAAUCAGAUCAAACGAGCCAUCACAGCAACCAUCAUGUAGGACAGGGUACCUCAAAAAUGCCUCAGUUGGGAUUGUUAGAUAAAAAUACUACUUUUUGCAGUUUCUUUUGCUAUGCCCGUAGAAGAUGGAUCAGGAAGAUUUUACUUGCAGUGUGCUGCAUAAUUUUAUGGUGGCAUCAUAAGUACUGCAACGUUAUCAUCAAAGCCUAUGACUCAAAUCCUUUUCUGGAUGCUGCAAUUUAUUGCUGGUCUGUGCCACUUUUGCUGGCCUUCGCUGUUUACAGGACCUCAGGAGUUUAGCAUCUAUGGGGGUUGAACAAUAAGCAAGUUUACCUCCUGUGAAGGAAGUGCCCCUUGUAAUGGUGUGAUUGAUUUAGCAAGUACCAGGCCAAGAGGUCUGCAGGUUGUUAUUGAAGAAAAAAGAAGACAAAUUUUGCUGGUACCAUGGAUUUGUUGUAACAACAAAAUUUUCAGUUCUGGAAAACCGUACAAUGACAUGUCCCUUAUAUCAUCCUAAAUGUACCUAAACCUACUUGUACUGACAUUUAGAGCAAGCAUUUAUGUGAAACAGUUCCUAUACCGUUCA